Owenia fusiformis is the source of this 1235-nucleotide messenger RNA. The record is from the annotation of a GenBank genome assembly. Lineage: Eukaryota; Metazoa; Annelida; Polychaeta; Sabellida; Oweniidae.
CAAAAAGAAAUUGUUCAAAGAUAUCGAUCUCCUUCAUGACACACAAAGAACGUAUGCUUUUUAGUGCAAAAUAGUUUGACUUAAUUUCGAUAACGAUGUUCGUAUAUUUCAUUUUGGAUUAGUUAUUCCUGAAGUACAAGGUCUGUGGAUAAUCCAUUUUAAGCACAUUUUGGCUAUCUAUAUCGUUGAGAACUGAGGAUGUCUGUUGUGACGGUGCAACCAUCUAAAGGACGAGGUGGUUCGGCUUCCGAGAGAAUUCCCCUGGAAGAACGCAACGGGUCAAACAGCUCACAGCCGUCCAUUGUAGUGGACGAUUAUGACGAUGACAGCGAUGACGACAUCCCCAAAGGAAUGGAAGCACUGGAAGAUGUGGCUAAUCUCAUAAUUACUCAAGACAUGGCUAGAGAUAUAAAAGCUGGGUGUUGUUCUGGUUUGACUUAUGACAUCAGAGGAAACGAUGAAGACCUUUACUAUGCAACUGAAGACAAGAACUGUUUUUGUCGUUGGACAUGUGGACCGGCUCGGAGUUUUAUGAUGCGAAUCUUCGAUAGACGCUCCGACUUGGAGAUGAUGUCGCUAAAGCGAGCUGCGUGUCGGUGUGACUGGUGGUGUUGCCUUGAUAAAUGUUGUUGUCAGCAUAGUAUCAUCAUACAGAACUACAAUAAGGAAACAAUGGGCUUUAUCAGACAAAAGUUCCAUAUAUUUGGCGCAAAAUUGGACGUUUUGAACAGAAAUCGAGAAGUGAAGUUCAAAAUCAAAGGGCCGUGUUGCCCAUGUCGAUGUUGCCAGGAAUUGAUUUUUGAUAUAUAUGACAAAGAAGGAGAGAAGUGCAUGGGGUAUAUCCUGAAGACAUGGCAAGGCUAUAACCCAGAGACGAACAUGGACCACGAAAACUUCGAAGUCAGAUUCCCGAUGGGUAUAAGUGCGAAAGACAAAGCACUGUUGCUUGGCGCCGCCUAUCUUGUGAAUUUUAUGUACUUUGAGAUGUCUUAGUCAUAACAAUGACUACAGAUGAUGUCAUUACUUGGAACGAUUUCAUCCUGCAAAAUAUAUAAAUAGACUAUACAUAUCAGAGACAAAAACAUAAACCUAGGAACGUGUUUAGUACAUAAUCCAAGUUUGUCGCCGACUGUUGUGGUUUGUAAAAUUGGAGGCAGACUGAUGAUGAAUUGGAGGCUGGCUCCCUAUUUCUAUAAAUAUACAUUCAGCCUGCGAUUAGACAAACAUUGUACGCU